GAGAGAGAGAGAGAGAGAGCCAUUCAUCUUGGCGCGCCUAGCCUGCGCCGGAUUGGCGGGGCUCGGUAAAGAGCGAGCGUCGAUUGGCCGGCAGUGUUUACCAGCUGGUGCCCCCGGCAGCCGGCGCUCCACGCUCGGCCGUCGAAGAGAGGGGGGCAGAACGCGGAGAGACAAGCGGCGCCAUUAUUGUAAGGGGUUACAUUUAGCUGGCCGUGGGUUGUAGUACGCGGCGUUCGGGAUAGGGGGCUAUAGUACCUUCAUGCAUGGCCCAUAAAGGAUUCGUCGACUAUCCGAGAAGUACGCAAGAAACGGCUUCUAACACCUGACAGAGGGGCCACGGCUCUUCUCUUCUCUCUCUCCUCGCAGUGGUGCGCCGUUCCAUCGGCUGCUGGCUGCCGUCGUCGCUGCCGUCGCUGCCGUCGCCGUCGCUGUCGCCGUCGCCGUCGUCGUCGUCGUCGCGCUCGUCAUCGUCAUCGGGCCUGCCAACAAUUCCGUGAACGAGAAGAGUGAACGCGCGCGCAAAUGAGUCCGUGAAUAUCUCGGAGAUGGAUCGACGGUGAGAUGAUCGGUUCGCAAUAGUCGUGAUCGGCCUUAGCUAGCUCGUUAGCUCGUUAGCUCGUUAGCUCGUUCGCUCGCGCGCGCGCGCUAUUUUCGCGGUUUUUAUUAUCCCGUCUGAUAGUUGUGACAAGAGAAAGAAAUGUGUUGGCUUGUUGUCUGAGUGACGAUAGAUAGAUGUGAAGGAUAGUCUUGGAGGGAGGAGGAAGAGGAGGAAGAGGAAGGGUAUAUAAUAAUUGUCGAUAGAAUUGAAGAGUGAUAGAGGAGUUGGAAAUAGAUAUAAGAGGAAGAGGAAGAACCAAAAGCAAGAGGAAUAAGAAGAAGAAGAAGAGGAAGAGAAAGAAGAGAGAGCAAAGAGCGAUGACGAGGCAUCCGCCGGCGCGGAGGACGGCACGAGGCUGCCGGCGCUGAGGACGUCGGCACGGAGGACGUCCGAGCGAGGGCCGACGCCGGACGAGGAGGGAUCGCGGCGAUAGGGCUCGAUCGCUCAUCGGCCAGGCGAUAUGAGUUCGAAAUUCAUAAUCGAUAGUAUGCUACCAAAGUAUCAUCAGCAGUUCCAUCACCAACAACUGUUCACUAGCACGAAUCCCGGUACGAUACAGGCCUGUACCGCUGCGAGCAGUCCGGCGAGCGCGGCUGCGAGCUUAGAAUCAAGCCUAUCCGCGGCUGCGGUCGCGGCCGCGGCAGUAAAUUACGCACAGCAGCACAAUUCGCCGAGUCCGACGGGCUCGAGCCCUCAACACUCGGGUAGUUCGGCCUCGACCUCGCCGGCGGCCCGCACCGCAUCAAGCAUGUAUCCUUACGUUUCGGCCGCGGCCGCGCACCAUCAUCAUCAGCAACAACAAGCGGUCGCGGCGGCCGCGUUCGGUGCGACUUCCAGCAUGGUUCCUGGAUUCGGUUCGAGCGCGGCCGCAGCCUCCAGCGCUGCCCUCGCCGCGGCAGCGGCCGUCGACGCCGCAACAGCCGGUGACAAAUCUUGCCGUUACACCGCCAGCCUUGCUGGAAAUGUCGCACCAACAUCGGCCGACCCUAUGGUCAACUAUACCCUCGGCCAUCAUCAUCAAAACGGUGCUACCCCUGGUAGCCUCGUCUCUUCCGCCUCGGCUUCCUCCGCCGUAUCGGCCGCUUCCGCAUCUAUGGCCGCGGCGGCACAGUUCUAUCAUCAGGCUGCCGCGGCCUCGGCCGUCGUCGACCCUCUCACCUCCUGCCAGCAGCCUACCACCGGUCAACCUGGUAUCUCGGACAUUCCUCGCUACCCCUGGAUGUCCAUCACAGAUUGGAUGAGCCCCUUUGACAGAGUCGUAUGCGACGAUCGUAAUUAUUAUUUUCCAGGUCCAAAUGGUUGUCCGAGGCGCCGUGGCAGACAAACGUACACGCGGUUUCAAACGUUGGAGCUCGAGAAGGAGUUCCACUUCAACCACUACCUAACGCGACGGCGGCGAAUAGAAAUCGCGCAUGCCCUCUGUCUGACGGAAAGACAGAUUAAAAUCUGGUUUCAGAAUCGUCGAAUGAAGCUGAAAAAGGAACUGAGGGCGGUAAAGGAGAUCAACGAGCAGGCGAGACGAGAACGAGAGGAGCAAGACAUGAUGAAGAAGCAGCAGGCAGAGAAGCAGGCGAAGAUGCAGCAGGAGCAACAAAAUGCUGCUCUACAGCAUCAACAGCAGCAUCAUGUAAGCGGUCUGGACAAGUCGCAGAGCGAUCUACUCAAGGCGGUUAGUAAGGUGCCAACAUAGGAGACCUUGCUGAACCGACUCUCUUUCUUUUAAAGGAAGAAACUAGAGACUGAAGCGACCUGGACGGAUACGCCUACGAAAACGAGCGGACGGCUGGUAAGCGGACGGCUUCUUCCUCGCCUUCCUCCUCACCCUCCAUUAUAACCACCUUCUAUUCCUCAAACUUCUUCACCGCUUCGUUAAGAGGAAGGAACAAUGAAGGAAGGAAAGAAGGAAGCUUGACUAUGGAUCCUGCGACAUCGAGAGCGUAGCACGAACAAGAAGAUAGGAUUCGCCUGGUCGGGUAUAUCCUUUUUCGAUCCUCUUUCCCUUCUUAUUCCUCUCUUAGCUACUUAUAUUCUUAUUAUUCCACCCUCAUAUUCCUUCGAUCAUACCCCAAAACCAACGAGGAAAGGCAGCGAGGUAGACGUUGCGCUAACAUAGUAGAAAUAUCGAAAAACGCAUCGAAGUCUCGAUUCACAUGUACUUACUUACUUACUCGAUGACCGGCCACCAAGCUUCCCUCCGCAAAUAAGGAGAAUGGCGAUCGGGAUACCGGCUGGUCUCUGACUGAUUCCUAGAACGUAUAACGUGUAUUUGUUAAAUCGGCGAGCGUGAUCGACGGAAAUAAAGGAUGACGGCCUUCCUCAAGAGGACGAAAAUAUGUAAUGGCUCCCAAACAAAGCCGAUACUCGGUGAGACGCGAAAGAGAAAGUGGUGGGGGUUGGGGAAUGACAAAAGGGUCGAUCGAGAAAACAGAGAGAGUGAGAGAAAGAGAGAGAGAGAAGGAGAGAGGAAAGAGCGAGAGAGAUAAACGAAAGUUUUCGACUCGAAAGGAACGAUUAGGCUUUGACCUUCGUAUAUCGAACAGAGCACACGAAACUGCCAUCGGAGGUCGACCGAACGCUCAUUUUCGACGUGCUCCAUGUUUAUACUUGGCUAAACGCUAAAAGGUUAGAGAGGAUAUUUCUCUACGACCUCUCUCAUUCUCUCUCUGCCCUUCGGAUAGAUCGCAGCGAGGAAGUCGGAGCAACGAACGUAGCGCUUGCGAAAAUUUUCGACAGCUCGCUAACGCUUCUCUACUUCCGGUAUUCGUUAGGUAUUAUUAUUAUUAUUAUUAUUAUUAUUAUUAUUAUUAUUAUUAUUAAAUAUUAAUUAUUAAUUAUUAUUAUUAUUAUUAUUAUUAUUAUUAUUAUUAUUAUUAUUAUUAUUAUUUUGCGUCUUUCAAAAAGAUUUCUUCGUUUGUUGCUCGUCACAGAAUGAUUCGAUCAAUCACGAUAGAUUCUCGCUAUUGUUGUUUCGGAGCUCGCUUUUGCGUAUUAUAUAUCUAUACAUAUAUGUAUACAUAUAUGUAUAGAUAUAUAUACACGCUUUUCUUUCUUUCCUUUUUUCUCAACGACGGCGAAGAGAAAAGAGAGAGGAGAAAAAAAUAUAUGCAGGAUAAACACGAAUGGGACGACGACGACGUCGAAGACGCGCGCGGCGGAAGGAACGCGACAGACGACUCGGCAGCUACUAUUGACGUUAAUAAUAAUAUCAUUAUUAUUAUUAUUAUUAUU
This is a messenger RNA of Vespula pensylvanica (western yellowjacket), 3826 nucleotides long. RefSeq names its product homeobox protein abdominal-A homolog. Bases 1059 to 2288 code for a protein of 409 amino acids. Gene Ontology annotation, molecular function: DNA-binding transcription factor activity, RNA polymerase II-specific; RNA polymerase II cis-regulatory region sequence-specific DNA binding. The record is from RefSeq and is a predicted model, not a curated record. Lineage: Eukaryota; Metazoa; Arthropoda; Insecta; Hymenoptera; Vespidae. Gene Ontology annotation, cellular component: nucleus. Gene Ontology annotation, biological process: anterior/posterior pattern specification; negative regulation of transcription by RNA polymerase II. The transcript has 3 exons.